Molecule: messenger RNA, 993 nt
Organism: Phytophthora infestans T30-4
Lineage: Eukaryota; Oomycota; Peronosporomycetes; Peronosporales; Peronosporaceae
Exons: 4
Coding region: 1-993 (330 amino acids)
Molecular function (GO): metal ion binding
Source: RefSeq, a predicted model, not a curated record
AUGAUCCACGAACGCAAGGGCGUGCAGUUGUGCGAAGACCGCCAGAAGGGCGGCCUCACGUACUCCAUCCGCGCUGUAGCUACCGUACGCGCCUCUCUAGACGACGUGAUGGACAUUUUCCUGGCUGAGAACACGGUGGACUACCGUUCUCUCAUGCAGCUGCAGCUUCGCGAGUUCUUUGCGGACGCGGCGGUGCUUUUCCACAAGGAGCAGAAUGAGUCGGAGUCGCUCAGUAUUAAGUGGACGGCUGCGAGGACCAAGAAGAGUGUGGCUAGUUUGGGUGGACAGGUAGGCGUCGACUUGUGUCUCCUGGAGUAUGCGGGUAACUCGCCCGUAGGCGUGUGUCUGUACGAAUCCAUCGAUCAGGCCGAGUGUCCGUCGCUCUACGACUCGCACAAACUCGAGCGCGCGUCGGUGUCCAAUUGCGGCUUCCUGUUCCGUCCUCACGUGGACGAAGGCGUCGUAGAAAACACUUUUGCUAUUAGUCGUCGACGGAUCUCCAAGGAGCUCACGAGACGUCGUGUGCCCACGUGGGUGAAGGACAAGGACCGCGCGUGCUGUCAUUUGUGCCUCAAGACCUUCACUAACACACGACGUAAACAUCAUUGCCGCGCGUGUGUGGAGAUUAUCUGUCGGGCGUGUUCGGUGUACAAAAGUGUGGAUUUGCAGUCGGUGGGGCUCACUACACUGCGUGUCUGCAAAGCCUGUAUGGAUGGCACGUCGUCUGCAGUUGAUCGAGACGAGGCGAACCUCAAGGCUGCUGCUGCGGUGACUGCAGCAGCAAAUGGAGCUACUGCUGACAAAAUUAACUUGCCUGAAGGUGUGGAUAAUAGUGUACUCAGAGAUGCAGUGGAAGAGUACGCGCUAGCUGUUCCAGGUGCUCAAGUGUCGAGUGCUCCAGAUCUUGUGGGCAUUGCCUGGAGCAAGUGGACAUCUACGAUACAUUGUGCAACUUGGCAGCUCAGACAUUGGCGUGCAAAUACGCUGUUGUGA